Schizosaccharomyces cryophilus OY26 is the source of this 507-nucleotide messenger RNA. Its product is annotated as ARP2/3 actin-organizing complex subunit Arc4. Bases 1 to 507 code for a protein of 168 amino acids. Gene Ontology annotation, cellular component: actin cytoskeleton; Arp2/3 protein complex. The transcript is spliced from 4 exons. The record is from RefSeq and is a predicted model, not a curated record. Gene Ontology annotation, biological process: Arp2/3 complex-mediated actin nucleation; actin filament polymerization. Gene Ontology annotation, molecular function: actin filament binding. Lineage: Eukaryota; Fungi; Ascomycota; Schizosaccharomycetes; Schizosaccharomycetales; Schizosaccharomycetaceae.
AUGUCUAAUACAUUACGUCCCUAUUUGAAUGCUGUUCGUUCUACUUUGACAGCGUCAUUGGCAUUGGAAGAGUUUUCGUCGGAAAUUGUGGAACGACAAAGUCAGCCAGAAGUGGAAGUUGGGAGGUCAUUAGAGGUCCUUUUAAAACCACUCGUUGUUUCCCGGAAUGAGCAAGAACAAUGCUUGAUUGAAAGUUCAGUGAAUAGCGUACGAUUCAGUAUCCGUAUCAAGCAAGUGGAUGAAAUUGAGCGAAUUUUGGUACACAAGUUUAUGCAAUUUUUGAUGGGACGUGCAGAGUCUUUCUUUAUCUUGCGUCGCAAGCCUGUCCCAGGAUACGACAUUUCCUUUUUGAUUACUAACUACCACACUGAGGAAAUGCUGAAACAUAAGCUUGUUGACUUUAUUAUUGAGUUUAUGGAAGAAGUAGAUGCUGAAAUUAGCGAAAUGAAGCUUUUCCUGAACGGUAGAGCUCGUCUUGUCGCUGAAUCUUAUUUAAGCUGUUUCUAA